AUGGUGGCUCUGUGGGGUAUAGUGAAAAGAUUGAAGGAGCCCCAGGUCAAAGAUAAUUCAUCCACGCAGUCUUGUGGCCAAUCAACACCUUCGAAACCAUCUGAAAAAGCCUUGCAUACACCUAUAAAUGCUCGUCAAUUAGCUGACCUAUACGAGAAGGUGAAGCGUGAAAAUAGUGUACUUUAUUCGAGUCUAAAGAAAGACAGCAGUGAUCAAAUGAGAUCUAUACAACCGGAAAGUAAUCAUUCAAUUGCAGAUGGUUCUGUGUCACAAUCUGGGGCGUCCCAAUACAACAAUAGCUUUUUUCGUGGGUUUGCAAACGACAGUAAGAAUAUAGAUAGCAGUACACCUCGGUCAAAGUCUGUCAUGGUGAGAUCUUCAAAUCAAGCACACCAGUCACGAAACGCAUCUUUUGGAAUAAAUCCUAUAGAACGCGCUCAACUUGUCCAUCUUAAAAAGAGAAUGGAGGCAGAUCGAUACCGGAGAACCAGAUUAGGAUAUCUCAGAAGACAUACACAAAACCUAGUUCAUUCACGUAGCGUGACAUCUUCUAGGAAUUCAUCUUAUAUGGAUACGGGUAUAAAUACUGUGGAAGCUAAUCAUUCUGCUCCCCUAAAAACAACUAUUCGUGCAAAGAAGGUUGCUAGAAAGUCUUUGGAUUCUAUUCCCGAGGAUAAACGAAAUAAAAGUGGAUAUUUCAUGCUGAAGAUGGCAUAUAAUAUUGAUGAUGACGAUGUUGAUAAAGAAACGCACGUGAUCUCUCAGGCAAAGCCGCUUUCGGAAAAGUUGAAGUUCAAUUCAAAUACUUCUCUUUCUACACUGGAUACUGUCCGAAAGCCAAAGUCGUUUGUUCCGAAGGAGAAACCAGUUAAAAGCCCUGAAAAGAGUACAAGGGAGCUCCUAAAUGGCACAUCAACUACCGAGCAGGAUGAAGAGACUAUUGGACCAAGUCCCGCAUUCAAGUUUGGUGCUCUCCCAAGGAUAACUAAUGUUGUGUCUGCUCCUUUGCCCAAAGCAGAGAAAAUCCACCAGGAUUCGGUCCCAGCCUUUUCAUUUGGACACGAGAAGCCUCGAGGUCAAUCUGCUGGAAAGGCAGAGUUAAUGCCAUCUUUCAGUUUUGGUAGCAAUUCGGUGCCGAAGGUUUUAGAUAAGACUGAGGUUAAACCAAUUAGUGGCAAACCCCUUGUCCCAGUACCUUCUGCUCCAUUUGUUGCCGAUGGUUCUGCUGUAUCUACAUUCUCUUUCGGUGCUCCAGCUAAAACUGAGACAAAGAUCGGCGCAAAGUCUAGUACCGUCACUCCUGCUUUCAGCUUUGGUUCAAAACCUGAGAAAUCAUCGCAUACCCCUUCGUUUUCUUUUGGUUCAAAAGCUGGUUCAUCCACACCAUUUGCAAAUUCGGUGUCGCCAGCUGCUCCUGCUUUUGCUUCUGCUUCUGUCCCGGCCGCAACGCUUUCUUUCGGUUCCCGUACAAAACCGGAAUCUAAGUCUGCUCCUCCAGCCUUUAAACUAGCUCUCCCUACACCACUAAAAGAGUCAGAUAAGCAAAAUUCAUCUACACCUUCUUUCCAGUUGUCUGCUCCUACUCAGAAGAAGCCUGCCUUCCAGUUCAGUUCAGCCCCGCCGGCAGCGAAGGUUCAGGCUAAUACACCUGGUUUUAUCUUCGGCCAGAAAGCUUCUGGGAUGGGCUCAUCACUCUCUGCAGCCGCGCCAAAUUUUGGAAACCAUUUGCCUAGCCAGAAUGUCCAGGCUAGUAUUCCUACAAAACCUGCGUUCUCCUUCACUUCAAAAGACUCGACAUCCACUCCUGCUUCUUCCAUCUCUGCCUCAUCUGCUACUGUUGCUAGCAAGCCAACUCUCAGUUUUGGAUCUACUUCUGUGCCUACAAAGCCUUCGUUUUCCUUUGAAAGUUCUAAAAAGAACCAGCACCAAUCAAUAGAUGGAGAUUCUGAACAGCCUGGAGGAUCAAGAAAGAGAAACAGAAACCAGACUUCUGCUCCUCCUGUAUUCAAGAUGAAUGCUGCCAAUGUUGUAUCAACGGCCAACGGAAACCAGUCCAGUUUCUCAUUUGGGGGUUACGCUGCAAAGCCCUCAAAGUUCGGCGCUGUCAAUAAAAAUGCAGCAGGUACAUCCUUUGGAAGCAACAGCCCAACCGGUGUCUCGUUUGGAGCUGAAAGAGCGGUCAAUGGUAGUAGUCUUACAAGGGCAUCUACUCCCGGUGCACCAGCUACUACGUUUAACUCGUCUGCUUUUGGAAGUACUUCUAGAGCCAGUAGUAUGCCACCAGCCUUCGGAGCCAAUACCAAUAGCAAUGCUAAUUCUAGCAAUGGAUUCUCCUUCAACACUACCAAUAAUGGCGGUAACGUAUCUGCUCCCAAGCUUUUUGGAUCUUCUAGCUCCAACAAUAACGCCUCCAAUGAAUUUAAUGGAUUUAAUCAGCCUAGUCAGAAUUCAAAGCCACCUUUGGCGGGAAAUAAUGCCUCUGGAUUUGGCGGAUUUGGCAACGGAAACGCCUCCAAUGGCGCCAAUGACGGCAGCAAGGGAAAGCUAUUUAGCCUCAAUGAGUUUCCUACGCUUCCCCCAUCACAUAUUCAGUCGUCAGCCUUCAGUUUUGAUGGUAAAAAUAACAACAAUCCCAAUGCCUUCGGAAUUGCUAAUGGCAACGGCAACGGCAAUGGCAAUAGCAACGGUAAUGUCAAUGGCAAUGGAAGCUCUUUUGCGGGUCCUUCUACAUUCAACUUUAACAAGUCUGCAACUCCUGAUAUCAACUUUUCUGGAAAUAUGGCUAAGCAAGACCCUGCUGCAAUAUUCAGUGGACCUCCAGCUCAGCCUCCGAGCCAUCACUCAAGGAAGAAGCUGAUGCCUCGGUCGCUCAGACGUCGUUGA
Brettanomyces nanus is the source of this 2883-nucleotide messenger RNA. RefSeq lists its product as uncharacterized. The transcript is spliced from 2 exons. The record is from RefSeq and is a predicted model, not a curated record. The coding region runs from base 1 to 2883 and encodes 960 amino acids. NCBI's taxonomy places the organism in Eukaryota, Fungi, Ascomycota, Pichiomycetes, Pichiales, Pichiaceae.